GAGACUAUACUUCCGCCAUCCAGAGCCAUGGCUGCUGCAACCCGCAAAAAAGCCUUGAGAUUUCUCUCUCAGUUUGGAGCCUUUAUUCUAACCCGAUUCGGGUUCUGGAACUGUUUCAGUAUGCUGAUGCUGUUUGCGGAGCGGGCAGAUGUGAAAAGGAAGCCAGAUAUCCAGGUGCCAUACCUGUACAUAGAUAUGGGAGCUGCAGUGUUGUGUGCCAGCUUCAUGUCAUUUGGGGUGAAGAGAAGAUGGUUUGCCAUGGCUGCUGCCAUUCACUUGGCUCUGAGCACAUAUGUGUCCUAUGUUGGUGGUCAGGUCCAUUAUGAUGACUGGUUAAAGGUGAGAAUGUACUCCAGAGCAAUGGCUAUCGUUGGAGGGUUUCUGGUGUUGGCUAGUGGAGCAGGAGAGGUUUAUAGACAGAAACCUCGCACACGCUCCCUGCAGUCUACUGGACAGGUCUUUAUAGGCAUCUACUUGAUAUGUAUGGCGUACUUGCUACAGCAUAGUAAAGAAGACAGGCUUGCCUACCUGGACCACAUUCCUGGUGGAGAAAUCACUGUCCAGCUACUGGUGGUUGUGUUUGGAGUUCUAGCACUUGCCUACCUUUCUGGCUGGUAUGUGCACGUGGCCUCCCAGAUCCUGGCAGUUCUGUUACCUUUGGUUGUGCUAUUCAUUGACGGCAACAUCGGCUAUUGGCACCGAACCCGUCGUGUGGAGUUCUGGAACCAGAUGAAGCUCAUUGGGCAGAAUGUGGGCAUCUUUGGAGCUGUGCUUAUUCUGGCCACAGACAGCUAAAGACAACAUCUCUGUGAAGGGGAGCAUGUGUCUCAGGGGAUCAUUUGAUGAUAUUAAAGAGAUUAUUGGCCAGGUACUGACAGAGCACUCAAAUGUAAUGCAGAUACAAUUUUCAGCUUGCUCGGCCGUGUGACUCGUUCCCCUUUGGAAUUACUGAUGGCAAAUAUUAAGUCUUCAAAACACAGUUUACAUUCCACUUGUGUUCUUUUUCUAAUGGUUUAUUUAAAUAAAUAAAUAAAUAAAAACAAUACAUGUCUCAAAAUAAAGUUCAAUGAUAAAUGAUGGGCAGUUUAGGAAAACACUAUGGUUAAGUGACAAAUGGGAUUUCCCCCCACAUCUUAUAGGCAGUUAAAAUAGCACUGCAUUUUACUGCUUGCAUUCAGUCUGAAUUCCUUAAAUGAUUUGUAAAUAAAAUAUUUAAAUAUUAAUGUCAAUUAAAAAUAAUUUUCUACAGCCCUCUGGUAUAUCCUAAAUGUUCUGUGUUUUGCAGCAUUUAAUUUUUAUCCAAAGCAAUUAACAGUGCAUUCAGGGUUGAGGAGUAUGUUUGUUCCCUGGUAAUCAUUGGUAUUGCCUUGCCCGUUCAGUUAAGCUUCAGGAAUGCACUGUAUGCAUUGGAUAGCAUACAGUAUGUACACUGAUCAGAAACAACAUUAAAACCACUGAGAGGUGAAGUGAAUGGCAUUUAUUAUCUCGUUACAAUCGCACCUGUUAGGGGUGGGAUAUAUUAGGCAACAAGUGAACAGUCAUUGACAAGGGCCAAAUUCUGAGGACUAGACAACUGGGUCAGAGCAUUUUCAAAACGGUAGGUCUUGUGGGGUGUUCCCAAUAUGCAGUGUUUAGUACCUAUUAAAAGUGGUCCAAGGAAGGACAACCGGUGAAAUGGCAACUGGGUCAUGGGUGCCCAAGGCUCAUUGAUGCAUGUGUGGAGUGAAGGCUAGUCGUCUGGUCUGAUCCCAAAGAAAAGCUACUGUAGCACAAACUGCUGAAACAACAUAAUGAUUAAAAGGUGUCAGAGCACACAGUAUGGGGCUGCGUAGUCACAGACAGGUCAGAUGCUGACCCCCGUCCACUGCCGAAAGCACCCUCAAUGAGCACUUGAGCGUCAGAACUGGACCAUGGAGCAAUGGAAGCAGUUGGCUUGGUCUGAUGAAUCACAUUUUCUUUUAGAUCACGUGGACGGCUGGGUGUGUGUGCGUCAUUAACCUGGGGAAGUGAUGGCAGCAGGCCCAG
This is a messenger RNA of Xyrauchen texanus (razorback sucker), 2025 nucleotides long. Its product is annotated as transmembrane protein 101-like. Gene Ontology annotation, biological process: positive regulation of canonical NF-kappaB signal transduction. The record is from RefSeq and is a predicted model, not a curated record. Lineage: Eukaryota; Metazoa; Chordata; Actinopteri; Cypriniformes; Catostomidae. The transcript is spliced from 4 exons. The coding region runs from base 28 to 795 and encodes 255 amino acids.